Messenger RNA from Nymphaea colorata (pocket water lily), 1687 nucleotides. RefSeq lists its product as uncharacterized. Lineage: Eukaryota; Viridiplantae; Streptophyta; Magnoliopsida; Nymphaeales; Nymphaeaceae. The record is from RefSeq and is a predicted model, not a curated record. The transcript is spliced from 8 exons. Bases 234 to 1406 code for a protein of 390 amino acids.
GGAAAUAAAUUAGUGGGAAUACAUUAUAAAGUACAGGAGGUAAAUAAAGUGUAUUUGGAAGGGGAAAGGAAAAAUUGCAGGUUCUUCGUGAGGGGGGAAUUGUAUGCGAUCCGUUUGAGCCAAAAAAAAGCUGACGGGUCUCUCUCUUUCUCUUUCUCCCUCUCUGUCUCUGUGCUCUUCCGUUUCCCCACCGCCAUCACAACCACCUCUUGGCCGCUACCAGUCUGUUGUUUAUGAAGGAUCAAGGGUGUUCUCCGACUGACCUCCACCAGUUGCCUGGUCAUGCACUGGCUUCUUCUCCCAAUCCUUUGCAUCAUCAAACACCAGGCUAUACAAGCCAGUAUUACCCCCACUUUGCUGCCCAAGGUCAUGCACAAUUUGAUGGACAUUCAUUUGAAGUACCAUCUCAGCAUAUAGGAAGGCAGAGUCAGGCAGUCUCUGCAAGAACUUAUGCACAACCUAGUUCAGUUAUGGAUGCCAAUAAAGUUGCUGGAACAGAAAUCAGACGGGUGUCUCGUCAAGACAUACAAUUGGUGCAAAAUCUUAUAGAAAGGUGUCUGCAACUCUACAUGAACCGGAAGGAAGUCAUAGACACUCUUUUGCUUCAGGCAAAAAUAGAGCCUGGUUUCACAGAUCUUGUCUGGCAAAAACUUGAGGAGGAGAACAGAGAAUUUUUCAAAGCAUACCAUGUUCGACUUAUGGUGAAAAACCAGAUUGUGCUUUUCAACAAGCUGCUUCAGCAGCAGGCUGACCUCAUGCAGAAGAUAUGCCCUUCAAGGAUGUCUUCUCUGUCUAUUUCCAAUGGAUCUCACACUACAUUACAACAGCAAGCGUCAGCAUGUUAUUCUACCGAGCACUCAAGGAUACCUGACCAAAUGCACCAUGCAACAGUUCCUUCAGGUGGUAUUGUGAAUGGCACAGCUUCAAUGGGCCAGCAUAUACAUAUAAAUGAGGAUCUUUGUUCUCAAACUGGACAAACAGAUAUUUCCCAAAAUAUGCUUGCUGUUCAGCAGUCGCCAAUAGGGAUCAUGCAAGGAAACAGUGAGAUAGCGAUUAAGUCUGAACCUGACUGUCCAAACAGUUCAGCCUUUGGGUUUGGUGCUGAUAACAUUUCUGAUGCUGCCCCUCCUGGUUCUUUCAACAGCAUGGAUUCCACCGCAAAUGCCCUACAAGGAUCAUUCCUAGAGCCUGACACAUAUGGCUUUCUAAGUCAGAUACCUCGGAAUUUCAGCCUUUCUGAUUUGACAGCAGGGUUUUCUCAGAGCACUGAAAUACUGCAAAGCUACACAGGCUGUCCGUAUCUGGCAGACACGGAUGGGUUUCUGGAGUCACCUGGGGGUGAAGACGCAAAAAGGCCAGAUACAAUAUCAGAAGGUCUAAGCUAUGACGAGUUUGGUAGUGAUUAAUCUUGUGGAAAGCAGUAUCAGGUUGGAGAUAGUUUGAUGUUACUUUCUUGCAAUUGACAAAUAGCCAUCAUACAAGGUGAGUUCUUUGUACAUAGCAUUUUUAGAUGGACAAGCACAAUUCUUGGAACUAAGUGCUCUCUGAGUGUGAAUACAUCGUAACAAUAAUGCAAUUUGCUGAUGUAAAGUCAUCUCUGCUCUAUCUUACUGUUAAUUAAUCAUUUUCUGCAUAUCUCUAAUUUUGACAAAUUUAAUGCUGAUGAAGUUGUGGAUGAUUUAUUUAA